AUGAUAGCUGCUUCAAGUGUCGGAGUCCACGAUCACAGGUAUGUCAACCGGGACACGGUUCGAUACUUCCUGCAGCGUCGCCGACUGUUACGGCGAUAUGUUUUGGGAAACUCUCGGAGCCUCGAGAGCGAUGCAGAGUUUGGUGAGCUAUUCUGCAGAGUGAAGGAUUUGAAGUCGGGAGGCAGCGGGCAGGGUCAGAGCUCAGAAGUGGCCUCCCUAGGACGAUCGGCCCAAAAUACUGGGCGGAAACGAAUAUGGUUGGUGCAGAGAACGCAAUGUGGACGGCGAGGCAUCCCUGUGGCACCGGGAGCCUUGUUGGUAUGUAAGUGCAUAGACAUAGAAGCUCUAUUCCAAGACAUAGUAGAGGAUGGUGAGAGAGGGUAUGAGGGAGGGUUCGAGGGCCGGCAUCAAGGUCGGUCGAGGCGCUGCAUCCGGGAGGAUACUCUCGUGGAGAUGUUCCUGUCCAAACUGCUCACACGGUUCUUUGGAUGUCCUAAUUUCGAUCGCUUGAUCGAUAUCAUGCAUGAUAGUACUCGGGUCUACUUCUUAUUCGAGUUCUUUGAGGGAGGCGACCUCCUCGACUAUAUGACGGCGAGAGCCUUACAGAGUCAGAGUCGUCGAAGGGCCUCGGUGGCAAAGUCAGCUCCACCGGACGAGUCUGGCGAGCUCUGUGGUGAGUCUCCGGAGGAGUCAGUUAGCGAAGACGCCGCGUCCCCUAUGUCUUGUCCUGGUGGUGAUAGCAGCAAGGUUCGCUUGACGGUCGACAGGCAGGGCUUGAGGAAGUUCUUUGAAGAGGUCACAACACCUGGGAAGGAGGAUAAGAGGAUUCAACAGCCUCACCAGCCACGAGCUGAUGAGGGUGCCUCACGAGAAGAGAUAGUGGCAGUCUCGAACACUUCCAAGGAGGCGACGAUGAAGAUCGGUGGGGAAGUAGAGGCAGAGGAGGAGGAGACGACGACUGCUGUGGUCAGACUGAAUGUCAAGGUUAGAAGUUUGUAUUAUCCUGGCCAGCUUGAGUACAGCUAUAGAGCUGCUCCAUUCACUGCAUCUAGCACACUUGGACGUAUCACCCGAGCAAGUGUUGGUGCAUAUAUCACCGCACACUGGUCGGGUCACAUCAGCGGCCCUUACAGAUUUGGCUCAGUGCAGCACGGUGAGUCAACUAAGAUGUUCAUCCCUGCGCAAAUCUGGAAAGGCCCUAUACCGGGCCCCCGAGAUGUGCUCGUAAGAGCUACUGCUGCUUUUCUGAUGAUCUCAACUGCUGCUACUCUCAGUCUUUGGCUCGCCGGAGAUAUGUGGUCCGUUGGUGUGGUGGGUCUGGUCAUGUGCCUUGGGGGUCCGCUCUGGGCGAGCGCUACUGCUGAUGAUGAGAAGUACCGGCAUUUCCUGCAGCACGCAGGACCAGAUGUGUUCUAUUACUUGAGCCAAGUGCAGCAUCUCCCUAGUGAGCUGGCAGCGCUUUUGGCAGGCCUACUGCAACCUCAGCCGCAGGAGCGACUGACCAUCUCGUUGUGUCGGAUGUCAGAAGCAUUGUCUCCUGAGUUCAUGGACGGCUAUGAUGUGAUGGCCGACUCGGAGCCGCACCAACUACUCCAAUCCUCAUUCGAGACGAGUGACAGCUCACAGCCCCAUGUGGGCAAGAGGAGGAUGCUAUUCAAUGCUGUUAUCAGGAGUAUGGUAGAAGUGUGGAAUAAGGUCUCUAUGGCAAUACCAUUGUCACCUAAGAUGGCACGCAGGACAGAUACCAAUAACACAGCGACUACAGUGGACAGUACCCGUAUCGAGUCGCCUAGUCAGCGCCUAGUGCCUCUUGCGCAUUCCACAGCUGCGUCUCCUGUGAACGAAGACGAAGUUGAGAAGACCUAG
Messenger RNA from Perkinsus marinus ATCC 50983, 1866 nucleotides. RefSeq lists its product as hypothetical. The record is from RefSeq and is a predicted model, not a curated record. Gene Ontology annotation, biological process: protein phosphorylation. NCBI's taxonomy places the organism in Eukaryota, Perkinsozoa, Perkinsida, Perkinsidae. The transcript has 14 exons. Gene Ontology annotation, molecular function: ATP binding; protein kinase activity. Bases 1 to 1866 code for a protein of 621 amino acids.